This is a messenger RNA of Penicillium canariense, 1221 nucleotides long. Its product is annotated as NAD/NADP octopine/nopaline dehydrogenase family protein. Gene Ontology annotation, molecular function: oxidoreductase activity, acting on the CH-OH group of donors, NAD or NADP as acceptor; NAD binding. Lineage: Eukaryota; Fungi; Ascomycota; Eurotiomycetes; Eurotiales; Aspergillaceae. Gene Ontology annotation, biological process: glycerol-3-phosphate catabolic process. The transcript has a single exon. The coding region runs from base 1 to 1221 and encodes 406 amino acids. The record is from RefSeq and is a predicted model, not a curated record.
AUGCCUACCGUCGACAUCGACUCUGUGCCAUCCGUCACGAUUAUCGGAGCUGGGCCAUGCGGUUGUGCCUUUGCGGCCGACCUCGCCAGCCGAGGCAAGUCGGUCCUUCUCUAUGGCCACCCCGAUCACCGCGGCGCCCUGCCCAUGAUCGAAGAGCAAGAUGGCUGGCUGAGCUCCAGCGGUGAGAUCACUGGGAGGUUCCACAUCCAAACCACCAGCGACCUCUAUCUCGCCAUCCGACACUCCCCCUUCAUCGUCACCACCGUCCCCUCCUACGGCCAAGACACCAUCCUGGCCACGCUCAGCCAGUUUGACCUCCGCAACCACACCCUCAUCAUCAACGUCGGCAACUUCUUCUACCUCUCGGCGCGCCAACAGAUCAACGCUCACGCCAUCCUGGAAACGGAUAUUUCCCCCUACGCCACCCGCAUCACCGGCGACACCGUCUUCGUCAAGGGCAUCAAGAAGAGCCUCGCCAUCUGGGCCGAGCCGCCCACCACACAGGCGACCCGCCUGGAAGCCGGGGCCGAGGCCCGUCUCCGCCGCCAGGUCGAGUCCAUCUUCUCGCAGAAGCUGGUGUGGUGCCAGAAUCUGCUGCAGGUCGGCCUGAACAAUAUCAACCCCGUCGUGCACUGCCCGGCAGCGCUGAUGAACGCGGGCUGGAUCGAAGCCACCAAAGGCGACUUCUACUUCUACGCGCAGGGCAUGUCGCCGGCCGUGUCGCGGGUGACGGAGAAAGUGGACGAGGAGCGGCUAGCCAUUGCGCGCGCGUACGGGCUGGACCUGGUUUCCAUCACGACGUACAUGAACGAGAACUACCAGCACGACGAGGUGUUUCCCACGUAUCACGAUUUUGCCAAGGGCUCUGUCAUCCACAAUAAGACCAAGAGUGCGCCGUCGGGCAUGCACCACCGAUAUCUGUUGGAGGACAUCCUGUACGGCAUGGUGCCCUGGUACGAGCUCGGGCUGAAGUGUGGGCUGCCGUCGCCGACUAUCCGGGCUCUGAUCGAGAUGGCUUCGGUCGUGAGUGGCUUCGACUACUUUGAGCAUGGGAGGACGCUGGCGGCUGCUGGCCUUGGCGAGGCGACGAAGGAGCAGGUGCUGAUCGCCUUGGGCGGUCCGGUGGAGACGCCCAACGUGGCGGCUUCCUUGUCCGAGGCCCCCGUGAACAAGAUGUCGGAGGUGCACGCUCCUCUGCAGCGGACUCCAGUGGCGGCGUGA